Saitoella complicata NRRL Y-17804 is the source of this 432-nucleotide messenger RNA. RefSeq lists its product as uncharacterized. The transcript is spliced from 2 exons. The annotation marks the transcript as partial. Lineage: Eukaryota; Fungi; Ascomycota; Saitoellomycetes; Saitoellales; Saitoellaceae. The record is from RefSeq and is a predicted model, not a curated record.
GGAUAUACCCAUAAGGUCUUAACCUUACAGGCAGCCCGGCGCAACGCCAUCUUACGUGCAAACCAUGCCAUUGAGAUGGCUGACUAUACUCAAGAGCAGCUGGUAUUUCUCGACAAAUCAGCCGUGGAUGAGCGCACGGGUUCAAGAAAAUUUGGAUACUCACCGACCGGCACACGCGCGCUCCAGGAGAGGGUCUUUGGACAUUCAACACAGGACCUGCUACCAAUCGCUGACCGAUUCGCCGAAUUCAUCGAAGAGGACCUGCUACCAAUCGUUGGCCCAUUCCCUGGUCCAUUCCCUGGUCCAAACAGUGUCAUUGUUCUUGAUAAUUGUUGCAUUCAUUAUGAUCCAAGGGCUGCUGAACUUAAUGAAUCAACAUGGGUGCCGCAUUCUUUUCUUACCACCAUACUCACCCAACCUCAACCCAAUUGA